Molecule: messenger RNA, 2760 nt
Organism: Geodia barretti
Lineage: Eukaryota; Metazoa; Porifera; Demospongiae; Tetractinellida; Geodiidae
Source: the annotation of a GenBank genome assembly
GUAUGUAUGUACGUGUAUGAAAGUGUGCUCUAGCUUGCCAUGUGACUUCCGCCGCGCCUUCAACACACCUCUACAAACUCCGCGUGCUUUGUGUGUGUGUGCAGUAGUAGUAAAGUAGUCGAGUACAAGAGCAGACACCACACACACAGAUAAAGAGAGAUCAUGACUGCUAGCAGCGUCUGCAGAGAAGCUUCGACUCCCAAGAGAAAGUUGGAGAUAUCGUUCGGCGGCUGUGGAUUCCUGGGCGUGUAUCACGUCGGAGUUGGGAAAUGCGUCGUGGACCACGUACCCCAUCUCUUCGACGAGUUCUCGGGUUUCUACGGAGCCAGCGCCGGCGCCAUUACGGCCGUGUGCGCCGCAUGUAAGAGCGAUCCUAUGGUCCCGUACAAAUGGGUCAAGAAGACGUUCGAGGCGUCGCGGGAACACAAGUUGCUGGGCGCGCUACACCCGAGUUUCAACCUCUACGCGAGACUGAGGGAAUUUCUCGAAGGCUUUCUGCCCGAAGACGCGCACAAGAAGUGUCGGAACAAGGUCAAGAUCUCCAUGACGACUUUCGACGAGACGAAGACGAUCCCCGAACCCAAGAACUGGCUCGUUUCUAACUUCACGACGAGAAAGGAGCUGAUAAACGCUAUUAUUGGAAGCAGUUUCAUCCCAGGAUAUGCCGGUCUAAAAGACUUACCGAAAGUUCGCGGAAAGAGAUGUUGCGAUGGAGGAUUCACCAGCAACAUCCCUCGUGGACACGACCCAAACGUCAUAACAGUCUCACCAUUCAGCGGAGAGUGCGAUAUUUGUCCCCAGGGUGAAUCCCAUUCGCCCCACUUCCUCCACGUGGUCGACCAAUCACUACAACUCAGCACCAGAAAUCUCCAUCGACUGUUGAAGGCCCUCGUUCCCACCCAAUGGUCCGAACUGGAAGAUCUCUUCUACUGCGGCUACAAAGACGCCUACCGCUUCUUCAAACUCGAAGGUAUCAUCUCCGAGUCUCUGAUCCGCCCGGUUCGACGUCGCUCCACACUCCCCGCCCUCGAUUACAACACCACCAUCUCCGCUUCUAGAAAUAGCAACGUCAACGGUGCGGCUGCCGUUUCUAAAAAUAGCAGCACUCCGGUGAUGACGUCAUCGGAAAAGGAGGAAUCUUCGAGUGAUUACUGCAGUCAGUGUUCGGAUGUCGCUCCAAGCCGCACCCAUCGACGACAAUGCUCAAUUACAGUUUCCGUAAAUGGCGAUUUCUUCAGUUGCCUUGGUGACGACGAGGAAGACGGGGAGGUGGGGGAGAGGGACGGGGGGAAGGGGGAAAUUGGGAAGGUACCCUCUUAUCUGCGGUCGUUAUGGCGAGAGAUGGACCAGAUAAUGAAGGAUAUUGAGAGAGCAAGACGGCAGGAAGCACUAGAGAACCAACAUUCGUCGUCGUGGUCGAGGCUCAUGUGGCUGGUCAGGAGAUGCUCUCCUUCACGACUGCCGCUUGUUGGUUCCAUGGUUGGUGGUAGCCGUGGAAACGACCCCGCCGACCCCACCGACAGCAAGUCAGACGACUUUGAAGACAGCUGGGACCCAGAGUUGAGUGAUCAUCCAGGGAUAUUACACUCUAUUGCAUCAUCAUGGUCCAGUUCCAUGACUGUCAUGUGACCCAUCAUGUGACCAUCACAUUAUUACAUCAUUGUUACGUCAUCACGUGGUGCAUUAUUUAUACCAGCUGUAAACCACUGUUUCACCAAUAUUUAUUGCCCAGAAUACGAAAUUGCCAAUAUUUUGCAUCAGAAAACAACAUAAUAUAAUAAGUCUUUGGGUUUUGAUAAAAUAAUUAUAGCCGAUAUAUAAUAUGAAAGGCAUUUGUGUGCAAGCGCAGCAGUUGAAUAAGUAAAAUAUAUAAUAAUUAUUGUUCACACAUAAAGGUCACCACAUGAAGUGGUGGGUGGAGUUAUCAUGUUCCCAACGAACUGGAACAUUCAGAAACACCCAGAUGGCGGCGUAAUUGACUGCCACGUUGAGGAGAGCCUCAAACAGAAGAGGGAGAGAUCGGGAGGGAGAGGGAGGGGGGAGGUGUAGGCGCAACAUCGCGUGAGGUAUGAUGAAAUAUCGAAACUCUAAGAGUUGCUGAGGAACCAGAACUAGAAGACACACUGAACUGAAGAGAAGAAUCCUACAAAAAAAUCACAGGGAAGAUUAAACAUUUUGUAAGACAAUGGGUAACAAAUUUUAGAACUGACUUACCAUAGAGGAGCUUGGGUUUUAGCUGAAAAUACAUAUAGAGAGACAAUCAUAAGACAAAAGCAGGAAAAAUCAUUGCAAGUGGGAUUAAAGGGAAUGUGGUAGUAUUAUAGAUAAGGGCUAAAUUUAAAUUUAGAAAGAUAGCUAAACAAAGGGCUAAAUUUUGAAAGAUAGAGCUAAACAAAUUUAAAAAAACCAGUGCAAGAAUUCCAUUAGAUUUCCGUUUUUUUUUUAACGAUUUCUGACACAAAUCCUGACGUACUUGAUGUGUUGACAUAAUAAUGAAUUACCAAGAGAGUGCAGAAGGAAGGCAGUAGCGAUGGAGUAGAAUGGGGUGAGGAGGUAUUUGAUUGAUUCGUGGCGCUGAAAGACUUUUCUCCAGACGUAGAACGGAUAGUGGCGAUUGUCAGCCAGCAGGUAGGGAUGGACUUGUCUGCAUUGGGAACCAACGAUAAGAAAGAUGUCACCUGCUUUAGUGCCUCAUUCGCUUGCUCAAACCCUUACACCACACACACUCCCCUCCUCUUUGCUUACCACACCCUAUAUAUG